GGAUGUUGUAAAGUUUCAACGCAUCCUUCAGUAUGUCCUCCACAACUACCAUCAGGAGGUGAAGAAAGUCAUAGAUGAGGUUUAAGGAGGGGAUGCAGAGAAAAUACCGUCUGGGAGAUGGGUUGUUGACUACCACGGACCUUGAAGCGAUGAACAAAGAGGAUUUUACGACUAUAGGGGCCUUUGUUCAAGAAUUUAAGAAGAGGGCGCGGAAGGUCCAUGGGAUUUCGGAGGAAGCAGAGUGCGCCAUCUUCCUGGGGCUACUCACAACAUUCGAGGCCGUCCAGUUGACGAGACAUGGAGGAGGUAGCACUAAGCUCACCUGGGCCACCAUUGACAGAGGGGUGGAAGCUGGGUGCUUGGACCAGGUGGAACAACGUCAGGUACGCCUGCAAAGACAGAAGAGAAAGCAAAGAGAUGCGACCGCUUCAGGGACCCCGGGAGUAACAAGGAUUGUUACAGACGUAUUGGCACAGCUAGGGUAUGCGGCAGAGCCAGUGGUGCAAAGGAGGGUGGUGACGGCUGUCAAAGUAAAAGGAAAAGAGUCAGUGAUAGAGGAGGUUGGUAAGGAGGAGCUCUGGGAAGAGGAACAGCCGGUGCUGCAGCACCUGACGAAGGUCCAGCGCAAAGAAAGCCUAGACGAGUCAGGCUCGUUGAACCCGGCAGGGAAUGUGGACGAAAUACCCGAGAGCCAGGACGACGAGUUCGAAGAAGGGGAAAUUAAGGAAGUUUUUCGUGCAGAGGAGUACGACGGGAUCUACCUAGAGCUAUGGCUUCUUCUGUCAUGUGAAAUGCGGCUAAGAGAUGCGAGCGAUAGGGGUCAAGGGAUGCCGCAACGCUAUUUAGUGCGAGACGGUCACCUUUUCGUGAGAAGGGAAGUGGGGAAUCCCAGGAGAGUCGUCUGCGGUAGGAAUCGUCAGAUCGACGUCGUAGCAGCGCUUCACGAUGGUAUUGCAGGAGGACAUCGAGGGGUACAAGCCACGUAUGCCAAGAUAAGUGAGCUGUACUAUUGGGAUGAGAUGAUAUAUACGGUCGGAAAGUUCAGCCGAUCUUGCGUACCUUGCCAGGAAAGAUCCCGUUUAAGGCAAGGAGAGCCGCUGCAUCCCAGGCUAGAGCGAGAGGUGGGGGCUGUAGUGCAUCUCGAUCUACUUUUUAUGCCACUUGGGGAUCAAGGCUAUAACUAUAUCUUCGAUGCCCGCGAUAAACUGUCUGGGUUUGUAGACGGGCGUGCCAUUGGCACAAAGACCGGGUCAGCCCUGGUGAGCUGCAUCGAGGAAUACUACCUACGUUAUCCUUUCGUCAGGGAAUUCGUAAUGGACAGGGGAUCAGAGUUUCCCUGCAAGGAGGUGCAAGAACUGUUAUCAAGGGCCGAGGACGACGGGCUGUCAUCUCACCAGCUGAAGCCGCCAAGAGAAGAGCUGGCCGGCUGCGAACUUGAAGAUUGACCGGCUUGCCCCGCAACCUGUGGGAGCCCACCCGU
Molecule: messenger RNA, 1480 nt
Organism: Chara braunii
Lineage: Eukaryota; Viridiplantae; Streptophyta; Charophyceae; Charales; Characeae
Source: the annotation of a GenBank genome assembly